Molecule: messenger RNA, 6423 nt
Organism: Grus americana (Whooping crane)
Lineage: Eukaryota; Metazoa; Chordata; Aves; Gruiformes; Gruidae
Gene: GASK1A
Product: golgi associated kinase 1A
Exons: 5
Coding region: 357-1613 (418 amino acids)
Cellular component (GO): Golgi apparatus
Source: RefSeq, a predicted model, not a curated record
AGUUUGAAGGGUGCCCUCCCGUCCGGCAGGGAACCUGAGGCGCCCGCCGGUGCAUCGUGGCAGGCAAUGCGGAGUCAGCUGGCAGAGAUUGUUGGGAGCCUGGAGGGGCACCCCAGGGUGACAGCCACCCGCCGUGGUUAACGGCUCGGGGACAGGAGGCGGGUUGAUUAGUUGCUGGAGGAUUUUUUUUUUUAUCGUUGCUUUUUUUUAUUUAUUUUUGUAUUUUAUGUGGGUUCCUGGUGUUGUAUGGAAGCGCUGCAGGCAGCCAGUGCCCAGCUCAGGAGGUGACCGCGUGCUGUGUCGUCUGUGGAAGGUGAAGCACACGAGGAGGAGCGCGUCGGACAGUGCUGCAGGACAUGGCCCAGCGACCAUGGCGAAGGACGGGGCUGAAGCUCCCCACCCCGGCAGCCCUUGGGGUGCUGCUGGCCCUGGCCCUGCUGGCCCUCGCCCACCUGCCCCCACCGCCAGAGCGCUCCCCCCACCCACUGCCAGCAUCGUCCCCUCCAGGUCCCCAGUGGCAGGCGGCUGCCCCCCUACCUGGGGGACGAGCCCACGGUGAGAGGCUCCCCAUACCCCCCACUCACCUGCAUCGGGACCAGCCCCCUGGCCGGGGCAGGAGGCGGUGGCAGGGGAUGGUGGGGGAUACUCCCCCGUGGCUCUCUGACGACGACCUCCAGAAGAUGCAGCUGCUGGCCAGAGGGCAGGUGGUCUCCAAAACCCGUGUCCCAGCCCAUGGGCAAGUUCUGAGAGUGGGGCUGCGGGCUGUGGGGGAUGCCGAGGGAGACGCCUUGCCAGCCAGCCCAGAGGAGGAUUGCCAGGAUGGGCGCUGUGGGCUCAUCAAGCGCCCCAGGGAUCUCUACGAGGUGCUGGCCUUCCACCUGGACAGGGUGCUGGGGCUGAACCGCAGCCUGCCCGCCGUGGCCCGGCGCUUCACCAGCCACCUCCUGCCCUACAGCUACACUAAUGGCUCCCUGCGACCCAUCAUCUGGUGGGCGCCCGACCUCCAGCACCUGGAGGACGCCAACAAUGACCAGAACUCCUGCGCCCUGGGGUGGCUGCAGUACCAGGAGAUGUUGCGGCCCCACAGAGCGACACUUGUGGCUGGGAAUGCUCCCUGCUCCAGCAUCCCACGUGGUGAAUGGAGCCGCCUGGCCCUCUUCGACUUUCUCCUCCAGGUUUAUGACCGCCUGGACCGCUACUGCUGUGGGUUUCAGCCUGACCCCUCAGAGCCCUGCGUGGAGGAGAUGCUCCACGAAAAGUGCCGAAACCCGGCAGAAUUGGUCCUGGUCCACAUCCUGGUCCGGAAGAGUGCACCAUCCCGCCUGGUGUUCAUCGACAACGCGGGCAGGCCACAGCACCCCGAGGAGAAGCUCAACUUCAGGCUCCUGCAAGGCAUAGACAGCUUCCCGGCGGCGGCGGUGGCCACGCUGCAGUCGGGCAGGUUGCAGAACCUGCUGCUCGAGUCGCUGUGCGUGGACCGGGAGCUCUGGGAGAGCCAGGGAGGUGCCGAGGGCCUGAGACCCCUGCUUCGGACCAUCGACAGGCGGGCACGCGUCCUGCUGCGAUACAUCCAGGAGCACAACCUGACGGUGUUCGGGGACUCGCUGCACUGAACCAACCUCCGGCCGGCACAGCGUGCCUGCCUUGCAAAUCCCGGUGGUGACAGAUACACCUCACAGCCUCGGCAUGGGUGAUGUGAGGCUGCGUGUGGGUGCUUGCCUCUCAAAAAGGUGUUCCCCCCCCUCCCUUCUUUGUAGGAUGCCCUGGAAAAGGUGAUGGGAUCGCAGGGAUUAGGAAAGAGGCAGGAGAGACGUCUCCUGAAACAACCCACAACUGUUUGAGCAAGGCAACAUUUAUCAAGUGAUGGUCUCAGCAUGGAUUUUCAAAGGAGGGGCACAUCCAUGAGAUUUUUUUUGGGUGCCUUCACCCCCUCCACCCCAGCAAGUUUUGAAAAAGGGGGGCUUGGACAGUUGAACAGCCUAUGGGGACCCUGGGAAGGGUUAAAGAAGCGAUGAGAGGCACUGCUCAAGGCUGGGGGAAGUCACUGGCAGUCUUUCCGUGGCUUGCACUGGGCUUUUUUGAUGAUGCCUUCACUGUUUCCAACACAUUACAGGCAGAGAGGCUGGAGUGGCGUGGGGGAAAGCAGAGGGGAGCUUUCUAAGUGGAUUAAGCAGGGACAAGUCAUCUGAGCUGAGCUCUUGUCUUUCCCCCCACGGAGGAGGUGAUGUGUGCCUGGCAGCGGGUGUAAACCACUGCCCAAAGCCGGGGCUAGGCAGGUCCCCGCACCGCAGGCAGCGCCUGGCAGCGGCUGCCCGUGGCGCCGUCCCCGUGUGCCGUGUGCUGUGCGCCGUGUGCCGUGUGCCAUGUGCCGUGCUUCAGCAGGGCUGGGCUGCUGCCAAGGUGCAUUUUGGUUGUGGGAUUUGAAGGUUUCAAUCGCUCGCUCGCUCUUUCCCUUCGCUGUCAGGGGUUUAAAAGGCAAACCUACCCCGAGCUCUGCUGCUCGUGAAAAGCGCUCCUUCCUGCUCUCUUAGGCACGGCUGCGUGAAAAUCUUUCCAAGGCUUGCAGAAAAAAAACCUUCUAACAAAAAUGCCAGGCUAUUUCUGCAUAAUGCAAUUGAGUGCAAAAUGCUUUCUGAGCAUGCUGGCACCUCCAGCAGAGCCCAUCCCGCUCCUGUCACCUCCUCAGGCUCUCGCCCAGCAGCCCACUGUUGAUGGGGCACAGCAACAUCCCAGACAAGCAAGUCCUCAAGUGUCAGGGCCGAGAGAAAAUUCAAAAGCAAAAUGAACAGGAGGAAAAAAGAUACAGGGACGGGCCCUGUCAGAGCCUCUCUCGCUCUCCGUGGCAUGUUUCCCUCUUGAGGCAUGCAGUCAGUGCUUGCUUGCCAGAAGCAGCCGGCUCCCAGCCUCUGGGCUGGUGGUUUGCCACCAGGAGAAGGCUUUUUAAAGGGGCCUCAGGGAGCACUCCUCCAUUUCUCCAGCGCUACAGGUGGAGCCUCCAUGCUUGAGGCACCUCAAGUCACUCAUGCCCUUGGAAAGUCUUGGUGAGACUGGCGUGGGCGCCCAAGCUGCGCUGCUGUCCUGUUGUCCUAGUUUUGGAGAAAACGGCCACCCAUGCAGUGAGAGAGGCAGAAACGUCGGGCAUCGAUGCCUUCCCCACUCCAUCCCUCGCAGCACCAUCUCAGUUUUAGAGCCUUCAAGGGCAUACUUUAACACCCAUGCUCAUAAGGACAAGCAAUCACCCUUUUUCCCUUUUCCUCUUGCUGAAGAGAAGAUGAAGCGAGCCAUGGGUGACAUGAAGCAACAAGUUCGAGCGCUCUCAGAAAACAUCAGCACUCAACAUCGUGGGCGCAUCAGCAUCCAGAGCAUCAGCAGUAUCAUCUUCCUGGAGUGCUGCCCUCCAGUUAGCCACGGAAAGCCUUCUCCCCCAGCACUCUCUCCAGCCCAUGAGUUAUCACCCCGUUUGCCGCGCCAUGGGAUGGAGGACUGCUGGGGAAGCCCCACGAAAGCCCACCUCAUGGGGAUUCAUUAUGGGGAGGUGAGCUUAGCCUGUAAGCAUAGAGGAGACCAAGGUAACUCAUCCUGGGUCCUGUGAAAAGCCAGGCACAGGCACAGCCUUAUAUGAACAAACGAGACUAAUAAUGUAACAUAAUUAAAUCCAGAAAAAUAUGGUGUGAAAAGCUACGUGGUAACAAGAGCAUUAGUUAGGAUGCGUAGCAUCAGUCAUAGCCUUGUUUUUCUCAUUAAAAUGAGAAAUUUCAUUAAAAGAGAGAUUUUCAUCCCAUGUAAGCCAAGUUCUCAGCGAGAAGCGAGAGGAAGGUGGGGCACUGCGUGGUGGCCAAAGCUGUUGACUUGGCUGUGCUGGAACAGCAGCGUUUGCCUUGCCUCCAGUUGCAUCUCUUGCCUCCGGUUGCAUCUGCUUGACCUUAACAUUGCACAAGGUAGUGGGGAUUUUUCUAGGGUUUUUUGCAUUUCUUUAGUUGUAACAUGUGACUUUGCUGGCGAAACACAUAUGGGAACAUGUGUAAGCAGUUACGCACGUGAAAAAAAAAAAAUAGCUCUUGAUUUAACAAAGAGCCAUGUAUGGAUAAAUGAGAGAAGCAAAAGCCAUGAUCUUGCUGAGACUGAUCAUUAGUCUCCUCUAAUUAGUCAUUUUUUCCAUGGGCUUGCCUAUGUAGCCAGCAAAGCGUGCAGGCUCUGAGCUGUGGUCAUGGCCGUUCAGAGAAAUCCCGUGGACUGCUCUGGCCGUAUCAGCCUCUACCACGUAGUGUCGGGUUCGGUGUGCUCCAGCUGUGAAUGUGUCAUAAUGCAGUUUUAUGAUGCAGUUGUAAAAAUUCACUCGGGGCCGUGCUUGACAAAGAAGAGCUCAUCUCAGGAGUGAUCCUGUUUUAACCAGAUUUCACUGGGCAUCGUCACGGAUCCUGCUGGGGUGGGGUAACAGAAAAAGGACAUGGUCUGAGCUGGCUGCGGAGCUGGGCAGAACUGCUUUGGCUUUAAGAAGGCAGCAGCAGCAGCUAAGCAAGCAAAAGAACUGUGGAGAAACAAGUUAAGUCACCUUCCUUUGGCUUGCAAUGCUGAGCAGAGGCAAUUUCGGUCCCAGCAGAGGCAAUUAAAUGCAACCACCAUCCUACCAAGGAUGCUCUUGCUAGCAUCGCUGGUGACGGGAUGGAGGAGAGCAGCAGCAAGGAGCCAAGACCUUUGGGAAAGUGAAGCCGUCUGCAUGUGAGUGCCCCGGGGGCCCAGCAGCACGGGCACGAGGCACCGCUUGCUCCGCGCGUCGCCCCAAAAGACCCAUGGCGAAAGCCUGAUGCAGCCAUCUUCCGCCUUUGCUCUUCCCUUUGUCACGUCAAGAGCUGCCGGGAAAGCCCAAAGCCCCUAAGGUUCUCCCCGAGGUGGCAGGCAGUGCUCCCACGGGGGCUCCUUGCAGGAAGGCAUCCCUGCAGCACCCUCACAUGUUUGGCACCGUGGGAAUAUGCUGCUCGCUGCCAGCGCUCAGGGAGUAGCAUCUGAGAGCACGGGCACGCACCCUCGCAGGGCUUAAUGAAGAGAAGAUUCUUUCCUCCCACAGUGAGCCAAGCGGCAUGAUCUGCGUUUAACAGGCCUCUGGCUGUGCACCCCCCUUCAGCUGGCAGAAAACAGGGCUGGGGGAAGGAAGGCUGGGGCCAAAUUGGUUCCAGCCAACUGAACGCAAGCACACGCGUGCGUGCACGCAAACACGUGCGCCACCCCACCCAUGUGUGUGUAUGCACCCGCCCACCCACCGCCGUGCAAGCAUGCACCCAGACAUGCAGGUAGCAUGCGCACACAUGCAUGCACACCCCUCCCAUGCACACCUGCACACAGACACCCACCCAGGACCCCCCCCCCCCCCGACACAGGCACACUACUCCUUUUCAGCCUGUUCUUACCUCCCCCAAAGCCGGUGACCCCCAAACCCUCGCCAGCAGCCUGCUCCAGCGCUUUGCUGGCCUCACCCUCCAUGAACUAAAUGCUUUUUUGCUGCAUUUAAGGGCCACUUCUUGAGCUGCCUGUUGUGGCCCCAGGACACCAAAAAACCCUUGCAGCAGCCCCGUACAGACCUCGCAGAGCAGCCUGAGCACCCACGGAAGCACCCACUGGCUGGGGACCACAUCAGUGAGGUAGCACUCGGGGGUGGCACUCGGACACCCCACAAGAUGCUUGGCAAAAACUGCCCAAGCGUCCCCAUGCCCACGUGGGGGAAGAAUGGGCUGGCUGCUGCCUGAAAAGGCGAGAGCUAGCAAGUAAAUCCAAAUUUAUCGUUAAAUCGCUGGAUAUAAAAGUAAUCUGGCUUUUAGAAAGCAAUUUAUUUAUGCUUUCAGUACUUGCUUAAAUAUUUAUGCAGAAAAGGAAAAAAAAAAUCCACUCUGACAUAGGACUAUCGUUGUAGUGACAGCCUUUAAGAUUAAUGGAAGUAAAUUAACUUGACGUUUUAUUUACAUCCAGCAAAGCAAUAGAUAAACUCUCCUUGUGAUGGAUUUUCUUCAUUAGUUGGGCGAACGCCUAAGGUACAGCUUUUGACAUUGUUUCUUCCGAGCAGUUAGACAAACAGUUUAUCAAAAGAGCAUAAAAUUGUCAGGAAACAAAGCAGAUUAAUGACCAGUAAAGGGAAGAUCAUUGAAUUUAUGAUAUAAGUAGCAGUACUACUGGAGCCUAAGGAAUGGCUUAUUAGAUAAGCGACAUGUACACACACGGAGAAGCGCUGAGCCCCCCUGAAUCCGCCACCCUGGCAGUGGCUGCUCCCCAAAUUGUCCCUUCAUGGGGGAUCUCUGCACUGAGGCUUCAUCUCCCUCCUCCUUCCCGCCCCUUAGGUCCGGGUUUAUUCUGUAAUUCUCUCAUUAGAGCUUAUGAACAUAUUAUUUCCUCCCAAUUAAAAGCCUCUUAGACUGGAACGGCUUCAAGGAAGAU